Molecule: messenger RNA, 153 nt
Organism: Annulohypoxylon truncatum
Lineage: Eukaryota; Fungi; Ascomycota; Sordariomycetes; Xylariales; Hypoxylaceae
Product: mitochondrial outer membrane translocase complex, subunit Tom5
Exons: 3
Coding region: 1-153 (50 amino acids)
Source: RefSeq, a predicted model, not a curated record
AUGUUUGGAGGAUUCGCACCGCCCCAGUUCACCCAGGAGGAGAUCGAGCAACACGAGGCUGAAGCCACCGGCACCGUCCAAAGCUUCCUCGCUGCCGCCGUCGUACUCUACUUUGUCCCCUUCGCCGUCGAUGCCGUAUCGAGCAUAUUCUAA